Canis lupus familiaris (dog) is the source of this 3268-nucleotide messenger RNA. It is a transcript of the gene CDR2L, whose product is annotated as cerebellar degeneration related protein 2 like. Lineage: Eukaryota; Metazoa; Chordata; Mammalia; Carnivora; Canidae. The coding region runs from base 118 to 1506 and encodes 462 amino acids. The transcript is spliced from 5 exons. The record is from RefSeq and is a predicted model, not a curated record.
ACCAGGCAUGGCGGGCCCUGUGGUACGUCUUUCCAGGCUGAGAGAAGGCUGCUGAGUCACAGAUUUCAAGUCCUGGGUGCCUGACCUUGAGUCUCAGCCUUGGGCAAGAGCUCUGACAUGGCAAGGGGAGGGAGGUGCCCGAACCCCAAUUGUGGGAACCCAGAGUUCCUGAGUUCGGGCCCUGAAGACUUGCACUUGGCCGCGGAGCUGGGAAAGACACUGCUGGAGAGAAACAAGGAGCUGGAGGAGUCUCUGCAGCAGAUGUACUCCACCAAUGAGGAGCAAGUGCAGGAGAUUGAGUACCUAACCAAGCAGCUGGACACGCUGCGGCACAUGAAUGAGCAGCAUGCCAAAGUGUACGAGCAGCUGGACCUGACAGCCCGAGACCUGGAGCUGACCAACCAGAAGCUGGUGCUGGAGAGUAAGGCUGCCCAGCAGAAGAUCCAUGGGCUGACAGAGACCAUCGAGCACCUGCAAGCCCAAGUGGAGGAGCUACAGGCCCAGGUGGAACAGCUGCGGGGUUUGGAGCAGCUGCGAGUGCGACGGGAGAAGCGAGAACGCAGACGCACCAUCCAUACAUUCCCCUGCCUCAAGGAGCUGUGUACCAGCCCGCGGUGUGAGGAUGCCUUCCGCCUGCACAGUUCCUCCUUGGAGCUGGGUCCACGGCCCCUGGAGCAGGAGAACGAGCGGCUGCAGACCUUGGUGGGUGUGCUGCGUUCCCAGGUGAGCCAGGAGCGGCAGCGCAAGGAGCGGGCGGAGCGCGAGUACGCGGCGGUGCUGCAGGAGUACUCGGAGCUGGAGCGGCAGCUGUGCGAGAUGGAGGGUUGCCGCCUCCGCGUGCAGGAGCUGGAGGCCGAGCUGCUGGAGCUGCAGCAGAUGAAGCAGGCCAAGACCUACCUGCUGGGCCGGGAGGACCACCUGGCCGAGGCCCUGCUCGCGCCCCUCACCCAGGCCCCCGAGGCCGAUGACCCCCAGCCCGGCAGCGGGGAUGACUCUGCUGCCCAGGAUGGCGUCUCCUCUCCGGCCGCCUCCCCGGGCCACUCGGUUCGCAAGAGCUGCAGCGACACCGCGCUCAAUGCCAUCGUGGCCAAAGACCCAGCCAGCCGGCACGCGGGCAACCUCACGCUGCAUGCCAACAGCGUGCGCAAGCGGGGCAUGUCCAUCCUGCGGGAGGUGGACGAGCAGUACCACGCCCUGCUCGAGAAGUAUGAGGAGCUGCUGAGCAAGUGCCGGCAGCACGGCGCUGGGGUGCGGCAUGCUGGCGUGCAGACCUCACGGCCCAUCUCCCGAGACAGCUCGUGGAGAGACCUUCGUGGGGGUGAAGAGGGCCAGGGGGAGGCCAGGGCAGGUGAGAAGAGCCUGAGCCAGCACGUGGAGGCCGUGGACAAGCGGCUGGAGCAGAGCCAGCCAGAGUACAAGGCGCUUUUCAAAGAGAUCUUUUCCAGGAUCCAGAAGACCAAGGCCGACAUCAAUGCCACCAAAGUCAAGACGCACAGCAGCAAGUGACCCCUUUCCCGGCCUGCAGCCUCCCCCAGGGUCAGGCCACUGGGCUCCUCAUGCCUGGGCCACGCAGCCUCUGGUGAGUGAGGGAGCCCACCAGCAGCAAUAUAGCCUAGUGGAGGCUGCGUUCUGGCCCAGGGAGCAUGUGGGGGACGUAGCUUGUUCUCUGUUCACUUGGGAGGUGGUCAAGGACCUCCACCAUCCUGCGUCAGCCUAAAGACGCAGCUAAGAGUUUCAAAGCCAAACAUUCCCACUCCCAUGGGGAUUCCCAGCUCCCCAGCCCUUGGCUUCCCGACCCUGGGCCUUGCUCGCAGAUUUGUGGCCAGGCUUCUCUGAAAGCCAUUCUGGACCACUUGGCUUUUUUUCUUUUUUUCUUUUUUUCAAGGUUCAGUUUUUUUGAGAGAUUUGCAAUGCAAGGUCUCCCUGACCCCUUGCCACAACUGGAAACACUUGAAGGGGGAUCCCAGAGCCAGCUGUUGCAGGUUCCAGGGGUCUCCUGGACCACCCACUGCUUCUCCCCAGCUGCGACACGCUGUCAUUCCUUAGCAUCAGCUAAAGGGUUCUGACCAGGUCAGGGACAGCCCCUGCCAUGCAGAGCAGAACAUCUCAGCCAGGCCCCGAGUGCCCCCCACUCCAGCCACUCCAGCCCUGGUGAGGCGGGCUUCUCCCUGGGGACUCUCAGCCCACUGCAGAUCUGUAGCCAAUCAGAGGAGGGGAACAGGGAGCCCCUCGGCAGCCAUACACGAACAGUACAUCCUGCUUCCCUCAGAGCCAGCCUCCUCGGGUUCCAGCCCUGGAAAUGCCUUCUGGCCAUUAAGCCUUCCAGGAAUCUGGGCAGUAGGGAGCCCCCGUCUCUGCACGCCACCUCUGACUUGCCAAGCUUGGCCUCUGCCUGCCCCCAUCUCAGGGACCAUGAUGUGUCUCAUUCGCUCCCAUGCUCCCCACAGGCCGACCCCCGACCCCUCCUUAGAUUAUGCCUGCUGCCCCCAGAAUGACCCAGGCAUAUGCCACCAGCCAGUGCUCCCAGCAUCUGCCCCUGCCCCUCCCCACUGGGGACUGCCCGAUUCCACCCUAUACUGAACAGUAUUGAAAUGGGACCUGGUAGGGAAUGUGUCUCCUCUCUCCCAUAAAAUGCUGUUCUUAAACCUCCCAUCUUUUUUUGAGGGGUGGGGGUUUUGAGGACCCAGCUGGGUCACAGGUUAAACCUUUUGUUAAGGCUUCAGAAAGUCCAGCUUCAGCUAAGAGAUGUCCAGGCCCCCAGCUUGCCCUAAGCAUUUCUCCAGGGUUUCCAUUUCCAGUUCCUUCUGCCACCCAUCCUGAGAUCCUAGAAAUCAGAGGAGCUACACAGCCCGGUGGAAGGCAGCAGCCCUGGCCUCUGUGCUAGGAACCCAGCAGGGACCUUCAUGCCUUAUCUGUUUCUAAGGGGUAAAGGGGUUUUCUUAACAAGCAUGCCCGACCUCCCUGGAGGCGCUUACCCUGCUCUCUGGGCGGCACUGUGAUGAGCGCUGUCGGCUGGUCCUUCCGUUCACACAUCUUGGAACCCUUUGUCCUUUGGAGCUGGGCAGCUCCCAGCCCUCCGUGUGUCUCUGUCAUCUAGGGUGGAGGGGGUAGGGUGGGGAAAGGGCUCCUGCCUGUUUGCUCCCCAGUUCUGUAGCGGCCGACCAGCGUCACCUUUGAAGUAUACCCGAGAGAAAUAUAUUUACAAAUGCUUUAUUCUCUUCUUUAAUAAAAAAUGCACCAGUAUUCUAAAAGCAGAAGUGGCCCUGGA